UCCCUCAACUGGGCGCCUCCACUGUUUUGCUCUCUGUUGAAAGAAACUAUGAAUGUAGCUUUAUAAGUCCACCUGCGUGCUCGCUUCGUUUCACACCUGUCCGUCGAGGCUCGCGAGUUGGGCGCGAAAAACUUGUGUGUAGUAAGUUUGCAGCAGCUGGAGCCGGGGAAAGCCAUUGAGGAGUCCCAGUGGCGCGGAAAAGUAUUCAAACAGCACUUUGCGUAACUCAAGUAUUGCAAUUGUGAAUUCAUUAUGACCGCGGCGAUCUAAUAAUUAAAAGUGAAACUUCUUCGUUUGGGCCCCUCUUUUUUCGCUUUUGCCGUGAGUUUUUAUUUCGAAGAGUGCGGCCAAGGAAUUUCCUCGGAUCACACGGGAGUUGAAUAAGGUCUAAGCUCCUGAAAAGAGUUUGGUUUUCUUGUGAAUUUGUGGAUGCGAAAAUGCAUGGAGAUUUGUGUAAAGUACUCUGGAAGAUUAUUCUGUGGAUGCUAAUUUAAAGUAAAAGAAAUUGUUUUAGGUGUUUCUGUUAGUGGUUACAUUGCGUAUGUGAUGCAAAAGAAGUGCUCUAUGAGUGAUUUUUCUAACUGUUGUGCACUUAACAGCUUCUUCUGUGGUGACAGAAAUUCCACCUCAGACCCAUCUUCCUGUAUCAAAUAAAUUUGUGGUGGGAAUAUUUUACAAAAAAAAAAUUAAGAGAGACUUUCAUCCACUGAAAAACCAUUAGAAUUUGUGCAGAAAUCUCAGUGGAAAGAUCAGCAAAAUGUGUCAAAUGAGAUUGCGCCAGAUUGCCUUCUACCUUUUCGUCAUAGUCCAGAUCACCGCAUGCUGGGCAGACGCCAUUGAAUCCUCCACAGAUGUUAGCGUGACUGGGCAUGUGACGAGUAGUGUGAGUAAAACAGGAGGAAAUAGGACACACAUUAAACCCACACCCAAGAUCUUUGUGCCAGUGAGCCAUCAGACACCGUCCAAGGUGCAAAAGAGGGCAGAAGAUGCAAAGACUGCAGCAUCGUCCAUAGAAAGUCAAAAUCAAAGUCGAGAAGCCCUAUCACACGAAGGGAGUGAUCCGGUUGUUUAUCUAUCAGACACCGCAGGAUAUAUCCCAGUUACACCGAUUAGAACAAGAAUCCCAGCAGCAACUUCCUACCACACAGGUGCAUCAGUCGAUUUGGAAACUUGGCGCCCUGAUCCUUGGGAUAGAGACUACACGAGGCGCUACCGUUUCAAUAAUACAAGAGUCCAACACAUCGAAGCCGAAUGCCAGGAUGAUUACAUGAAGAUCCGAAUCGGAUUUAAUGGUUCAUUUGCUGGCCUUCUAUAUUCAGCAGGAUAUGCAUACGAUCCCGAUUGUAUGUACAUCAAUGGUUCCGGAAGGGAUUACUAUGAAUUCUACAUUCAGCUCAAUCGAUGUGGAACACUGGGGAAGAAUGCUCAUGGAGAGGAUAGUCGAAAGAAUCCAACAAAGAAUUUCAUGUGGAAUACCAUCACGGUUCAAUACAAUCCACUGAUUGAGGAGGAAUUUGAUGAGCAUUUUAAGGUCACGUGCGAGUAUGGUUAUGAUUUUUGGAAGACGGUGACCUUCCCAUUCUUAGAUGUGGAAGUAGCCACGGGGAAUCCAGUUGUUUUCACUUUAAGCCCACCGGAGUGUUAUAUGGAAAUACGGAAUGGUUAUGGAAUUAAUGGGGCAAGGAUCGCAGGGCCAGUUCGAGUUGGAGAUCCCCUCACGUUGAUCAUCUACAUGAGGAGCAAAUACGAUGGGUUCGAUAUUGUCGUUAAUGAUUGCUACGCUCACAACGGGGCCAACAAAAGGAUACAAUUAAUUGAUGAAUUUGGCUGUCCUGUGGAUGAUAAGCUGAUCUCCCGUUUCCGAGGAUCGUGGUCUGAAAGUGGAAUUUACGAGACACAAGUCUUUGCUUACAUGAAAACCUUUAGGUUUACUGGAUCACCAGCACUCUACAUUGAAUGCGAUGUGCGAAUGUGUCAUGGAAGAUGUCCUAGUCAACCGUGUCACUGGAGGAACCUCAAGAGUGUGGCUAAGAGAGAGGUCGUGAACCAGACAGCUGUGGAGAGUGAGCCACCAAGUCGGGACACCAUCUCUGACAAUAUAAGCCUCUUCCAAUCACUGCGGGUACUGCAGGAGGAGGAUGAUGAUUACCUGGAUGGUGCUUCAAAUGAUAAUUUAGCCACAAGACGUGAAAGCCCGAAUGAGACAUGUCUCAAAACAUCCCUGUUAUUCACACUUGUGGCCACAAGUUGUGCUGUGAUCUUCGUUCUUGCCGGAUCACUACUGACCACGUGCACGAAGCUCAAGUAUAGAAAAUCCGAUGCGGGUUUCUAUGAUGCCUACGUGAACCACAAAGGACAAAUUGAGUGAUCACCCAUCGUCUUCACGCAGCAUUUUUUGUGAUCAAAAGACAACCCACCACCAGACUAUUAGUCGAGUUCGUCAAAAUUCUUCAGAAAUCAGGAUAAACAGGACAUCACAGGAUCAACGUGGAUUUAUUUAAAACAUUGAUUUUUUCGUUGUAAAUAAUUUCUCUUUAGAUUAAUUUCUUUUCAAGUAUGGCAUUUAAGUGAUCUCCCCUUGAAUGCAACACGUGAACUGAUGAUUUUUAAAAUUAAUUAGCUAUUAUAUAAUUCUCUAAAAUCGCAUAAUAUAAAUUAGUGAUUCCGGUAGCGAGGCAGAGGAAGAGGAAGCCCGGAAGAAUUGAAUUUUUCAAAGCUUCUCUAGGGAAAAAACGAAUUUGAGCCAGAAAAAUUUCCUCUGAUACAAUCUAACACGAAUUUUCUCCAUGAAAACAAAGAAUAAAACAAAUUAGAUUUUUUUGUUAGAUCAGUCAGAAAAUUUAUUUUCUUUAAAACUAUUACUACAAAAUGUUUACAGGUGUGUAACGUUGUGCAUGAGUAGGUUUUUUGCGUUAUCUUUUAUUACCUUUUUUAUACAAAUAAAUUAAAUCAAGAUUGAGAAUGAAGACGUGAGAGGUUUAUAUAAGGUCUUAUUUAGUAGGAAAGAAUUGAGGUUUUUUGAGUCAUAUAAUGACUUAGGAAAAGCUCUGUAUUCGCUUUUCUCGAUGAGAAAGUUGUCCAGCUGAAAAUUUUCUUAAUUUUUAAUGAUUUUCUGAUUUUUGAUAAAUUUAAAAUUUAACGAAAAAAUAAAUUUUCUUUCGACCGUAAAGAAUAAUUCUUCCUGGCUACAUCUUCCUCCCCUACACGCACUGCCCUAUUUAUUGUUUAAGAUGCUAGAUUUAAGAUUUUGGGCAAAUUGGUCUUAGGAAACUUAUUUAAUGCGACAUGAAAGUGUCAUAGGACAUAAAAUCGCGGGAAAAACGGUGAUGGUAGAUGUAAGAGAAUUAAAAUUGUUGUAAAUAGGAAUUUAAUAAAUAAAAUUUCACAGAAUAAA
Molecule: messenger RNA, 3394 nt
Organism: Lutzomyia longipalpis
Lineage: Eukaryota; Metazoa; Arthropoda; Insecta; Diptera; Psychodidae
Exons: 9
Coding region: 758-2368 (536 amino acids)
Source: RefSeq, a predicted model, not a curated record